AAAAGUCUUGUCCUUUCGAACAAAGUAAAGAGUUUGGGGGAAGACCGGAGAUGACGGUGAGACAGAAAGCUAUGUCGACGUUGCCGAAGCUGAUUCGAGCCAUGAGAAAGGAAGCUCCCAAGCAGCAGCAAAACCUCGUCUUGCCAUCUCUGAGAAGAGCUUUCUCUCUCUACGAUCAGAUCAAUCUCAUCGACAACGUUCCAGAGGAUCAGCUUCGGUUUCAGGAAUUUGAUGAGACGAGUUUCACGGUGAAUGGGGUUAAGUACGAUGGCAGCUUGCUCUGUGUUGGGAACUUGCUGAUGUCAUGGAGCCCUCGUAGCUUCUCCGAGAUCACAACCGACAGCUUGUCAAUUUUCCAGACUGUUAGACCAAUUCCAGAGCUGUUAAUUGUGGGUUGUGGAAGAUACAAUCAUCCAGUGAAUCCCCAAGUCCGUCAGUUUGUGAAGUCAAUUGGCAUGAAGCUAGAAACCUUGGACUCUAGAAAUGCUGCAUCGACUUACAACAUACUGAAUGAGGAAGGCAGGAUAGUGGCGGCUGCGUUGCUUCCUUAUGGAGUUAUACAUCCUAACUCUUAACCUCGGCAGAACCAAACUUUGAACAACUCGAGAUUAUCUUUUUUUUUUUUUGUUAAAAACACCAGCACGGUCUGUAAAUGAAAUCUUUCACACUUAAUUGUUUUUUCGAAACUUUUCUUGUCUUGUUGUAGCUUGAAUAAAAUUGAGCUUUCUCUGGAAACAAACAGCAGUUUCCUGCUUUAUAACUUAAGUACCUGGAAGAAAGA
Messenger RNA from Raphanus sativus (radish), 781 nucleotides. RefSeq lists its product as uncharacterized. The coding region runs from base 51 to 575 and encodes 174 amino acids. Lineage: Eukaryota; Viridiplantae; Streptophyta; Magnoliopsida; Brassicales; Brassicaceae. Gene Ontology annotation, cellular component: mitochondrial inner membrane. Gene Ontology annotation, biological process: mitochondrial respiratory chain complex I assembly. The transcript is spliced from 5 exons. The record is from RefSeq and is a predicted model, not a curated record.